This is a messenger RNA of Xyrauchen texanus (razorback sucker), 1111 nucleotides long. RefSeq names its product coenzyme Q4 homolog (S. cerevisiae) (gene coq4). Gene Ontology annotation, cellular component: mitochondrion; mitochondrial inner membrane. Bases 38 to 853 code for a protein of 271 amino acids. Gene Ontology annotation, biological process: ubiquinone biosynthetic process. The transcript has 7 exons. The record is from RefSeq and is a predicted model, not a curated record. Lineage: Eukaryota; Metazoa; Chordata; Actinopteri; Cypriniformes; Catostomidae.
CCCAAAAGGGAAACACGUAACCAACCAUAUUACGGAUAUGAUGCUAUCCCGUUUACUUCGUAGCUUUUUGACAAUUCACUGUCGGCGUUCAUAUACAGUACUUACUGGUCAACAACACAAAAGCACAGACUCAAAUCAGUACAAUGGACAGCUGUACCCAACUCACAUACCAACCAACCCUGUCCAGAAAGCUCUUUUGGCUGUUGGUUCUGGAGUGGCCGCCCUACAAAACCCCUACAGACAUGAUAUGGUAGCAGUGCUUGGGGAGACCACCGGGCACCAGGCCCUGAUCAAGUUACGGGACAGAAUGAGAAAUGACCCUGAAGGCUACACCAUUCUCAUAGAGCGUCCUAGGAUCCGUCUGUCUACACUGGACCUCACUCAAAUGUCUGCUUUGCCGGAUGGGUCGCUUGGAAGAGAGUAUCUCCGUUUCCUAGAAGAAAAUAGAGUCACCCCUGACUCGCGAGCCGAUGUGAAAUUUGUAGAUAAUGAGGAGUUAGCGUACGUUAUGCAGCGAUAUCGUGAAGUCCAUGAUCUGUUGCAUACCUUGCUUGGCAUGCCCACCAACAUGUUGGGUGAAGUUGCUGUGAAGUGGUUUGAAGCUGCACAAACUGGCUUGCCAAUGUGUAUUCUUGGAGCAACACUUGGACCAAUCCGUCUCUCUGUCAGUUCUCUACAGUUGCUGCUUCAAUCAUUGGGACCAUGGGCCCUGCGCAGCGGUGGUCGCGCCCGCUGUGUUCUGAACAUCUUCUAUGAGCGCCGCUGGGAGCAGAACCUUGAUGAGCUCAGACAGGAACUGAACAUUGAUCCACCACCUCUCAGUAUUUUUCAAAACAGAAAAAGUACAUCUUAACUAACCUGUCCUGUAACUGAUAUAACUGAAGGAAAUGCCAUCUCAUGAGCAGUCCCCUAAAAUGUGCAUCCUGCUGAAAACAAAGAUCUUCCUGUUUCCUGCGUCUACUGGUGCUUUUAAUGCUUUAAAUUCUAUGUGAUGUCAACUCAAGUUUUUUGUUAAUAUUUGGAAAAUUCACAAUUUACAUGUAAAAAAUUAUGAUAUUUAAUGUAUAAUUCAUGACAUUUGUGUGUAAUAAAUUCUUUCACAAUUUAUUAU